GUGUGAUACAGAACACGUGAUUUUCUGUGAAGAUUCCUGUAAAAUCCCAAGGUCUUCCCUUUCAUGACAUUUGCAUAGUUUUCACUAUUUGGUCCUUACGAAUUUGGAGGUAGUGGCAACAAAACCACGUAGCCUUCAUUUAAAGGAAAUGGUACCGGAAUGUGAUUUUACAACGCCUUGACAUCUAAUAGAAUACUCUCAAAAUAAGAAAAGUUUACUACAAAAAGAAAAUUUCAAUUUCCUAUUAGAACUAAUAUUUAUACUAAUAUGUUUAGCAGAUUUAGUGUCAAAUGCCAAAGUGCUACGGUUACAUUUCUGAUCAACUACACUUUACUGCGCACAACAUGGUUUAUCGAUACGCUGUGCAAACAACACUAUCUAUGUCAGUACCGAAGGUUAUAGACCAGUUAUGAAAUUAAUCCGAUCAGCUGUAAAACAGAGGCGAGUAAAGGCCCAACAGAAAUUAGCGUUACAUUAUCUGCGUCGACAUGCGCUGCUUUUUUAUUUUUUGGCAACAUAUUCUCCGGUACGCCAUUUGGUUUCAGCCCAUCGAUUCAUUUUGAAUUGGCUAGUUUCACGCACGAUGGUGAUCGGCACAAAAAGUGGAUUAGUUGUUACGUGUCGGGACUUUAACAAGAUUACAAAAAUGAAAACCGAUCUCUGGCCAGGACAACAUGGAGAACCGCGUUUUUCUACCAGUUAUAUACGUCCGAGGGACAUUCUACCAAGUUGGCUACGAUGUGGGACACACUUUUAAAAGCAUGAUAGAAGAACUGGUUCAAGAAUCAAAAUUCUUGAACGAUGAGCUUCUUCCAGCCUACAACACAGAAGCUGGUCAGAAAAUCUACAAUGACACCUUAGCUUUGAUGAAACAGAAAUUUCCUUACUAUGUAAACGAGUUGCAAGGAAUUUCUGAUGGAAGUCAAGUGCCCUUCUUUAAGUUGAUGCUGUUGCAUAUCGACAGCAUGAUAUUAGAUGGCUCGUCAUCGGGAUCACAACUCUCCGGCAACGGAUGCUCGAGCAUCAUGUGCAAUCAUGAAAACGUAGUUUUGGGGCAUACCGAAGAUGCCUUUCCAGCUGCCCAUAAUCAUUUGUACGUGGUUCACGCUGAUAUUACUGAAAAAUGUGGUCGUCGGGAGCGGUUCUCUUCCCUCUGUUAUGCAGGGCAUUUACCUGGCUUCUGCAUGAAUGUUAACGAGCACGGUCUCGUUUACACCAUCAACAUUAUCGAACCUGUUCACGUUUAUAAUAACAAAACACCACGUCAUUUUCUCACGAGGGCAAUGCUCAGCGCCCGGAAUUUAGUUGACGCUCAGGCCAUUCUGCGUGAUAGAGGAACUGGAUCAGCUCACGGUUUCUGUGUCAACAUGUCUUUUAUGAACCAGGAAGGGCUCAUUCUUUUUCACAGUGCUGAGGUAGGACCCGCAGAAAAUAACGAGUCACAAUUAUCCAUUUUAACUGUCUCUCCGGGUGAAAGCCAUGCUCGUUGCAACAAGUAUCUCCGCUUGAAGAUCGAUGAGGAUGCAAAUGGUUUGGCCGUGCUUAGUAGCGAUGGUCGGCACCGCGUGAUGGAAAGAAUUGGAUUGCCUACUACCAUCGAUGAAGUCGUUGACCUGCUUUCAAACGACGAAGAUCAAGAUUAUCCAAUUUUCCGUCGUGGAACGGAAAAGGAUAUCGUUUUAACUAUUGCAACCGGAAUUUUUGAUUUCAACCGCAGAGAAUGGAGGCUUUAUGCAGACAAUGCUAAGAAUACCAAACCUACAGCGAUAUUCCCAAUGAACAUGUAGAAUCACUUGAAUGUUACGUGGUGACAGGUGACACUUGUAGGCCCACUUCCCCAUAUUCACAUACCAGUUUUGUAGAAACUAACGAAGGUUUCAAUGAGCUUCUUAAUACAAGGAAAUAUUAAAGUC
This is a messenger RNA of Daphnia magna, 1913 nucleotides long. RefSeq lists its product as uncharacterized. The record is from RefSeq and is a predicted model, not a curated record. The transcript is spliced from 8 exons. Bases 675 to 1787 code for a protein of 370 amino acids. NCBI's taxonomy places the organism in Eukaryota, Metazoa, Arthropoda, Branchiopoda, Diplostraca, Daphniidae.